Otolemur garnettii (small-eared galago) is the source of this 2083-nucleotide messenger RNA. RefSeq names its product voltage-dependent calcium channel beta subunit-associated regulatory protein. Gene Ontology annotation, biological process: negative regulation of calcium ion-dependent exocytosis; negative regulation of voltage-gated calcium channel activity. The coding region runs from base 282 to 1577 and encodes 431 amino acids. The record is from RefSeq and is a predicted model, not a curated record. Gene Ontology annotation, cellular component: plasma membrane; secretory granule. Gene Ontology annotation, molecular function: transmembrane transporter binding. Lineage: Eukaryota; Metazoa; Chordata; Mammalia; Primates; Galagidae. The transcript is spliced from 9 exons.
CCGAAAGAGCCAGACCCAACGACUACCGCGGCGGGGGCGGGUGGCCAGGGAUCAGUCGGCACCGGGCGCACCGAACGGGCGCGCCUCCAACACGGUCACGUGCGUCGGCCACUCCUCUAGCGCCGGCCUCCCCCGCGCGCCGCUUUCUCCAUUCAUAAAUUCUCCGCCUGCUCCGCGGCCACCCGGUGCCGGAGCCAGCCGGGAACGUCGCGCAAUCGCUCGCCCGCCCGCUGCCCAUGGGCCGCGCGUCCCGGCGCUGAGGCCCCUCCUUCCCACCUCAGAUGCAGCCCACAGCCACCAUGGCCACAGCCGCUGCCACCACUGCCACAAUGGCUCUGACAACAUCCUGGGACAACACCACUGGCCACCCCACGGCUGAGCCUGACCCUAUCCUGGACAACUACGUUCUGCUGGUGGUAGUGAUGUCACUGUUUGUGGGUGGCACACUGGUGGUGCUGUCCGGGGUCCUGCUCCUCUGCAAACGCUGCUGGGAGGUACACCAGCGCUUCAACAGAGCUGUGGAGGAAGCUGAGAAGACCACCACCACUUACCUGGACAAUGGCACCCACCCAGCCCAAGACCCUGACUUCAGGGGGGAGGACCCAGAGGGCCUGGACACAGAGACGGAGCGCUUCUUGUCUGCCAGCGCCACUGGCCGCAGGGUCUCCUUCAACGAGGCGGCCCUAUUUGAACAGAGCCGCAAGACACAGGACAAGGGCCGUCGGUAUACCCUGACAGAGGGGGACUUCCAUCACCUGAAAAAUGCCCGCCUCACCCACUUGCACUUGCCACCCCUGAAGAUUGUCACCAUCCAUGAGUGCGACUCAGGUGAGGCCAGCUCGACUGCUACUCCCCACCCAGCUGACACCCCCAAGGCCAGCCUUGCCAUCUUCCAGCCCCCGGGGAAGGCCCUCACUGGCCGCUCUGUGGGCCCCAGCUCCGCCCUGCCAGGUGACCCUUACAACUCAGCUGCAGGCACCACCGACUUCGCAGAGAUCAGCCCCUCAGCAUCUAGUGACUCCGGGGAAGGCACCUCGUUGGAUGCAGCUACCAGGAGCACCAAGGCUGGUGGCCCAGGGGCUGCUUCAGGGCCCAGGGAGGUGAGCCCAGGCUCUGGGGCAGGUACUGUAUUACAGUUCUUCACCCGCCUGCGCCGCCACGCCAGCCUAGAUGGGGCCAGCCCCUAUUUCAAGGUCAAGAGAUGGAAGCUGGAGCCCAACCAGCGGGCGGCCAGUCUGGAUACCAGAGGUUCCCCCAAGCGGCAUCACUUCCAGCGGCAGCGGGCAGCCAGUGAGAGCAUGGAGCAGGAGGGGGACACCCCCCACACGGACUUCAUCCAGUACAUUGCCCGUGCAGGCGACGCAGUGGCCUUCCCGCCCCCCCGCCCCUUUCUGGCCAGCCCCACCAGCCCGCCCCCCUCUCUCGGCAGGUAUUUUUCAGUAGAUAGAGGUGCUAGGGGUGGACCUGUGGGCCCCUGCUCCGCUCCGCCCCACCCUAGGCGACCUAGGGAGCACUCUCCCAACCCUGUGGAUACGAAUUCACUUCCCUCCAGCAGCAAGGCCCCUCCCAGAGGCUGACUCACUGGGGCCAUCUCUGCAGCAUGGACCAGAGGAGGGAAACAGGGAGAGAUUGGGUAAGGGUAGGAGGGUGGUGGGGGGCCCCAGAUGAUGGCUCCAAGUUCCCCAAUACAAGAUACCACCUGCCCAGGCAGUGCCCUCAGAGAUACAUACCCAGCCUGGUACUGCCACUUCCUGAUAGAGUCCAAAGCUUUAAGGGCUUUUCCCACCUAUCUCUGCUCCUGAGGCCUGGGCAGUCCCUUCUCAGACACUGUUAGGAUCAAUUUUGCCAGCUGUAUCUGCUCUCACAAUCUCCAGGGCCCACAUGAGUGGGAUGAGGGAUGAGACCCCAAGAACAAAGUAGGGUUCCUUGGGCAGCUCCUGGUCUCGGGAAACAGUCCUUGCUUUUGUGUGUCAUCCUUGAAUCCCUUUUCCAUGAUGGGUAGGUGAAGAGUCCUACCUGCCCUGGAGUAGGGGCUGAGCUAGACUCAACCUGGUCUGCUUAUCCUGUACUGCUCCUAUCUCCA